AUGGGAUAUUUACCCCGUUGAAAUUGAGAGGGCGCAGAGUGAGCCAAUCCAUUUCUGGUCGUUGCGGUCACACUCUCUCUUACCGCUCCUUUGCGAUCUCCGACCGGCAUGGAGAGAUCGGUAGGCGGGGCCGCUGUAGCGGCGGCGGCUUUCUUUCUCAGCCUCUCGUUUUGCGCCGUAGAAUCCGCCGACAACUUCACCGGAGAUUCGAGCAUCCGCCGCAAGCAACCGGUGAGGGGCUUAUGCUCUGGCCUGAUCGAACGCUAUCCCUAUCCUUGCUCAGAACACCGAGUGCAGACAAAUGAUGGAUACAUAUUGGGUCUUCAUCGCAUCUCAUCCCGUACUGGGAGCUUGAGAACACAAAGGGGUCCUCCUGUUCUACUCAUACAUGGACUCUUUUUGGCUGGUGACGCUUGGUUUUUGGAUUCUCCCGAUCAAUCACUGGGGUACAUACUUGCUGAUCAUGGUUUUGAUGUUUGGGCUGGAAGUGUCCGUGGGACACGUUGUAGUCACGGGCAUAUAUCUCUAUCUGAGAAAGAUAAGGAAUUUUGGGAUUGGAGUUGGGAGGAAUUGGCUCUCCAUGACCUUGCAGCAAUGCUCCAUUAUGUAAAUUUGAGGUCAAACUCCAAAGUAUUUGUUGUUGGACAUUCACAGGGGACAAUUAUGUCUCUGGCUGCUUUUACUGAACCAAACAUAGUAAAAAUGGUCAAGGGUGCUGCCCUUCUCUGUCCUAUAUCGUAUUUGGGACAUAUCAGUGCUCCACUUGUUCGUAGGCUGGUUAGCAUGCGUAUUGACCAGGUGGUUCUUGCAUUGGGCAUUCAUCAACUUAACUUCAAAAGUGAUGUCGGACUACAAAUCUUGGAUUCUGUAUGUGAUGGGCAUUUAGACUGCAAAGACAUGUUAACUUCAAUCACAGGGCCUAACUGUUGCAUUAACAUGUCUCGUCUUGAUUUCUAUUUGGAAUAUGAACCUCAUCCAUCAUCGUCAAAGAAUUUGAAUCAUCUUUUCCAGAUGAUCCGUAAAGGCACCUUUGCCAAAUAUGACUAUGGAAUCUUGAAAAAUAUGAGGAGAUAUGGCCAUUUGAAACCCCCAAAAUUUGACCUUAGCCGCAUACCCAAAUCAUUGCCAAUAUGGAUUGGCUAUGGGGCAAAAGAUGACUUAGCCGACAUGUUGGAUUUGGAGCACACUCUCAAGGAACUACAGCCCAAACCAAAGAUGCUUUUCCUCGAGAACUAUGGUCAUGUAGACUUCCUUUUGAGCCUGACAGCAAACCGAGACGUCUACGACAGUAUGAUCGGGUUUUUCAGUGCAUUAGCCGUAAAGUCCAGCAGCUUCUGAGUGGAUGCUUUGCAGUAUAGAAGUCACUGAAUAGCAAGUGUUGAGCACUGGAUCACUAUUGUCCAUGGUUGGCAUGGUGAAAACUGCAGCUAGUUUGGCAAUACCCCGUGGUGUCCUGUAUUAGGGACUUGCAUAUAUUGUACAAAGAGGAAUCUCUUAUUCUUUGUUGUGCAAAAACAAUCACUUGUACAUUAUAGUUGUGAUUGCUGUUACGUGAUCGAUCUUGCUUUAAAUGAUGACAUAUAGAACAAAACCUUGGUUA
Molecule: messenger RNA, 1600 nt
Organism: Diospyros lotus (date-plum)
Lineage: Eukaryota; Viridiplantae; Streptophyta; Magnoliopsida; Ericales; Ebenaceae
Product: triacylglycerol lipase 1
Exons: 9
Coding region: 109-1338 (409 amino acids)
Biological process (GO): lipid metabolic process
Molecular function (GO): hydrolase activity, acting on ester bonds
Source: RefSeq, a predicted model, not a curated record